Messenger RNA from Stylonychia lemnae, 774 nucleotides. NCBI's taxonomy places the organism in Eukaryota, Ciliophora, Spirotrichea, Sporadotrichida, Oxytrichidae. The record is from the annotation of a GenBank genome assembly.
AUGGAGGAAAUUAUAAAUGAAGUUAAUUAUAUGGAGUAGUUAUAUCAGGUAAUUGGGACUGACUCUCAAUUCUUGCAAUUUAUCAUGAUGCCAAGUCAGCAGAUAAUCACCAGCGAAAGCAGUAUCUAGUAUAUGAGUGAAAAACUGUAAAUAAGAUCUAAAUAUACUAUGAGAGAAAGACUAAAAUAAGUGUUUACUGGGUAGAGAAAACUUGAUUUCAUUGUGGAAAACGUAGCUAACUCUGUUGAGUACAUUGGACUCACUUAGAAUUCUGGAAGGAUUAUAGUAAUUGAACCACAAAUUAUGGAGUAAAUAUCAGUCUUGGAGUAAUACGUGUUGGCUCACACUAGUAACAUAGACUUAGUAAUCAAUAAAAGUUAUCAGGGGAGGAAUAUACUCGGACGCUCCAAACAAUACUUUAAAUUGAUUACUAAACAUCAGUUACCUUUCCUAUUUGAACAUUUCUUAUAAGAUGAGACUGACAACAUUAAACCACUGGCUAACCAAUAUAAAGAAGUCGAAAAAUAAGCCAAAGAGCUUGUCUUCCUUCAUGUAAAUGAAAAGAGUCUGGGAGUUGGUGAAAAAAUUGUGAUACAUAAACAAUGCGUGAUUGGUUUCUAGGAGAGUAUAAAGUUUAGCUAGUCUAAUGAUAAUAUAUACAACUCAGGAAACUUCGUGCUAGUUGAAGGUCCUGGCCUAGUUUACAUUGAGACUGCUAUUAUUGAUGACAGCUUUAUUGUUAGAAAUUUAUCCAAAAGGGAAGCUACUAGAUGA